This is a messenger RNA of Ostrea edulis (European flat oyster), 1093 nucleotides long. RefSeq lists its product as uncharacterized. The record is from RefSeq and is a predicted model, not a curated record. NCBI's taxonomy places the organism in Eukaryota, Metazoa, Mollusca, Bivalvia, Ostreida, Ostreidae. The transcript has a single exon. The coding region runs from base 57 to 476 and encodes 139 amino acids.
AAGCUACAGACGAAAAGAGGCUGAAAAUAAAACAAGAAGAAGACAAAGAAGAUUUGAUGAUGAAUAUAGAAAGAAAGAGGCUGAGGCAGAUAAAACAAGAAGAAGACAAAGAAGACGUGAUGAUGAAUAUAGAAAGAAAGGCGGAGCGAGAAAAGAAGUCUACACAGGAAAGAAGGCAGAAUGAUAAAUACAGACAAAAGGAGGCUGAGGCAGAUAAAACAAAAAGAAAACAAAGACGAUGUGAUGAGGAAUAUAGAAAUAAAGAGAAAGAGAAAGAAAAGAAGACUGCACAGGAAAGAAGACAGAAUGAUAAAUACAGACAAAAGGAGGCUGAGGAAGAUAAAACAAGAAGAAAACAAAGACGAUGUGAUGAUGAAUAUAGGCAAAAAGAAGAAAAAGACGGUGUGAUGAGGAAUAUAGAAAGAAAGAGAAGGAGAAGGAAAAGAAGUCUACACAGAAAAAGAGACAAGAAUUAAAACCUUCCUCUGUUGCUGCUGCAAUAACAAAAUAUCACAACACGGUUUCAAAGGGACCUAUAUAUAUAUGUACCAGUUGUAAUCAACUAUGGUAUCGGCAAAGUGUUCAUCCCCUGUCUCCAAAUGCAUUACAAUCUACAAAUGAAGUACUAAAAGAAUGUCCUAAAGUAUUGAGUGUGAACAACAAGAUGUGGAUAUGUAGAAAUUGCAAAAGUCAUAUCAACAAAGGAAGAGUACCACCAAUGUCAGUUAUGAACGGAAUGAAAUUUCCUCAGCAAGGCAUUCUGCAGAUGUUGAAUCCACUAGAACUAACACUUUUGGCAGUUCGUCUCCCUUUCAUGAAGAUACACCAUGCCCCAAGAGGCAAGCAGAAGAAGAUACGAGGCAAUAUGGUACUUGUACCUGCAGACGUGAAUGAUACUGUGACUCAAUUACCCCGCCUUCCAUCUAACAGUGCUACGCUAAAAAGAAGACUUAGAUAUAAACACCAUGUCUACUGUCUGAAUAUUCGUCCUCAGAUGAUCAGACAGGAUGCACAAUUCUUAUCAGAAACUCCUCUAUAUAAGGAGCAUGUGACAUUCAAUUCACAGUGGGAUGUUAGUGAUCAUGAUACAAAU